This is a messenger RNA of Alternaria ethzedia, 966 nucleotides long. RefSeq lists its product as uncharacterized. The transcript has a single exon. Bases 1 to 966 code for a protein of 321 amino acids. The record is from RefSeq and is a predicted model, not a curated record. Lineage: Eukaryota; Fungi; Ascomycota; Dothideomycetes; Pleosporales; Pleosporaceae.
AUGUCUGACAACAUGGUAGCCCCCACGCCUGCUUCAAGCGAUUCUCUCAACGAUCAGAAGGUCCCCGGUGGUCUCGAGCACUUGCGUACCCUCGGACCUAUUCAACGCCAAAACCUGGUAAUGAGCGACAAAGUCCAGUUUGUGGACCACCUCGGCAACGUCAUAAAGUCCGGAAACAAUGUCACUGAGUUACCAAUCGCCCUCUUCGAGGCUGUAUCGGAGAAGCACGAACUGGUUGUCGAUGGCAAAAUUGUAGUUCCAGAGGGCAUCGAUAUCAAAGCUUUAAACUACCUUGUCUCUCUGGUACUAGCACUACCAACCGCGCCGAAGGUAUUCCAGUUCCAGAAGUAUGUGGUGAGAGACUUUAAAGGACAACCCAUGAAGGAUGUUGAAGACACCUUCAAAGACCUACAUCUUUGCUGCGCCGCAGAUGCACUGGGUAUCGGCUCCUUCACCCAAGGCAUCUUCAACCACUUCUUUAGCCGUAUCAACACCAAAGUCCCUCCCACAGACGUCAUCAACAUCAUCACCGCCGCCAACAAUCCAACCGGAAACAAGCUGUUCAAGCAGAUGGCGUACACCAUGGCAAAGAAGCUCGACGAUGUAACUUUCCCCGACCCCGAAGGAUUCAAGCAGAAAUACCUUACGACCAACCCCCGUCUCUCCGAAACCAUCGACCGCUUUCUCACCAACAUCACGGAGACCGAUGCUCGUAAUGCUGAGUACCAGAAGCGAGAGGCUGGACGGCAGCAGUAUGCUGCUCAUAAUGCGCAGCACGAAGCUUGGAAGAAGGAGGAGAAGGCACGUAAAAAGCAACGCGAGGCAGAUGAGGCUGCGCGGUGGGCGGCGGCUGGCGUGUCGUACCGGAAGAAGGUCAGUCAGGGGAAGAAGAACUUUACUCUGCUCGAGGUGAAGUGGGCUGAUAAGGUGGCUGGCAAGAGGGUUUAUCCUGGUACUGGUAACUGA